AUGAGACAGCAAAGUAAUACCUCGAUCUCAUCUGAUGUUAAGAAAUGCAAUCGAUUGAUUUUGGGAGUGACUAUUAUGCUUGCAUUUGUACUAAUCAGUUUGACUGUCACAACACUGAUCUUCGUCGUCAAGAUUGACAAACGAGAGAGUACUUUGCAAUUGGAACCAUUGACAACCACUCCGACGACGAUAGAACAAGAAAACACCACUUUUGUUCUCCCGAUUACAGAUCGAACGGCAUAUCAUUUUAUUGUUGUCGGUUGUGGUACGAGUGGCGCUGUACUCGCUUCUCGCUUGAGCGAGAAUCCGCAUUUUCGCGUCAUUUGCAUUGAAAAAGGACCACGUGAUCUCCCGAAUGAAGCUGAAUGGAGUGCAAUGAAGAUUCCAAACGAUUUCAACUUCAUAUCUCCUCAUGAUCCAGUUAUCAUCACUACUCGUCAACAAAGUUUAAACAAAUUAGUUUACAUUCCGCGCUCCAUGGGUUUAGGUGGAACAUCACGAAUAUACGGAAUGAUCAACGCAAGAGCAAGUCCUGACAUGUUGAAAGAAUGGCCUGAAGGUUGGCAAUAUGAACACUUCCUACCUUAUUAUAAAAAGUUAGAAGAUCACUACUGCCAUCAUAUGUUGACAAAUAUUUCAACAGAAGAUUGUGAAUUGUAUCAUGGCAAAUCCGGCCCAAUGCAAGUCAACAGUCUCGAUUCAUUGUUAUUUCAUAAUGUAAGUCAAGCUUUUAGAGAAAUUUGUUAUGAUACCAAUCAACCAUGGAAUGGCUAUUCGACCGAUUACAACGGCGACCUUAUCAACAGACCGCAUAGCUGUUCUAUGUUUGAGCAAUUUAAAUAUCGUCCUUCUGGUACAUCGUCGUGGUUUCGUGGUAGUAGUAAAACAGGAUAUUUAACAACAGAGGUUUUGAAACGUCCGAAUUUGUCGAUCGUUGUGGAUUCAACAGUAACACGUAUCAUAUUCGAUGAUACUGCUCGAGCAAUUGGAGUGGAAUACUACGAUACAAGUUCGCAUACAGUAAAACGAAUUACUGCGUUAUACGAAGUUAUCCUCGCUGCUGGUGCUUUUGCGACUCCCCAUCUACUUCAAGUUAGUGGUAUAGGUGAUCCUGAUCAUUUGCAGACUAUCAAUGUGUCUCUAGUAGCCAAUAACACUCAUGUAGGAAAAUAUCUGGCUGAUCACAUCAGUCUUCCUUAUAUUGUUCAAUUGCAUGAUUGUGAUGAAACGUUCAACGACAUGAAUGGUCCUUUCUCAUGGCUAGUACAAUUCAAUUCUGGUGUUCGAACAAAUCAAAGUAAGAACAUUCGAGAUAUUCAAAUCUAUGUGCUGGAUGCCAGUGAUGGAAGAUUUACUCAUGCAAGUCGAUUUUGUUCCGAAAUAAAAGCCGAUCGAUGUGGUGUAUCAAAGCCUGGUACGAUUGCAACCCUUCGCAUUACUCUUCAGAAUACUGACUUUUCAUCGGGAACAGUCAAAGCGCCGACAAAUUCAAUCUUCGAUAAACCUGAAAUCGAUUUGAACUGGACAAAACUUAGCGAUAAUGAUAGAAACACUUUUUUAAUGGCUGUUCAUCUCCUCCGAUCCUACACACUCAACAAAUCAUCCGAAUUCGGCCAACUAAUCGCUGGUGAAAUUCUACCAGGUCCUCUCACUUUUGACGAAUACUUCAAGUUUAUGGAAAGUGCCCUUCAUCCCACAUGUUCAUGUCGAAUGGGUUUUUGCACUGACAAAGAAUUACUUGUCCGAGGAACGACAUCGUUGCGAGUCUGUGACGCAUCCAGCUUUGGCUCUCAAAUAGACGCGAAUCCGUCUGCGACAAUCUAUGCUAUGGCUGAAAUGCUAUCUGACAAGCUGAAAAGACAAUAUACGUCACAGCAUCGAGUGGGUACAUGGAAAACGCGCCAGUCUAUGCUGGUAUUUGAAAGCGAUGGCAUCGUAUCAUGUUCCAAAAUAGCUGCGUUCGACUUAGAAGGGACAUUGAUCCAUACAAAUCCUAACAACGUUUCGAAUUGGUACUUGUUCAAUAGUUUUGUCAGAUCACGACUUCAACAUUUGCAUUCUGAUGGUUACAAAAUUGUUAUUUUUACUGAUCAAGCCAACGUUACUUCGAAACUCGAAUUUCAAUUACAAUGGCAAAGUAAGAUAGAAAUGAUUGCUACCGCCCUAAAAGUUCCUAUUCAACUCUUUUCUUCGACUACUAACGAUGACUACCGUACGCCACGCGUAGCCAUGUGGCGUGAUUUUACUUGGCUGUUCAAUGAUGGUAUUAAUAUCGAUUACAAAGCAUCGUUUUAUGUAUCGAAAUAUAGAAGAGAGAACUUUUCCGAUGUACAUAUACAGUUUGCUGCUAACAUUCCAUUAGCAUACUAUUCAUCGGAUCAGCAGUUUACAAAUGCUUCGUCUUAUCCAACUGUACGACAUUUCAAUAUCAUACAAACUGUUCGGAUUAGCAAUACGGCUGAGGUUGUCUGGAAGCUGAUUGGCGGGUUUUUUUCGAUUCAUAAAUGGCACCCACAAAUCUCAGCUUGCGAGAAAGUGGAUGAUCCACAGCAGCUAUUCGUGAAAAGACGACUUGUUUUCUUUGGACAAAUCAUUGAGACAAUCGAACAAUUACAAGUUUUAGACAAUUAUAAACGAGAAUAUCAGUAUAAAAACAUUGGCGGAAGGUGGGGGAAAGCUGUGCAAAAUUACGCAUCAAAACUUAGUGUGAUGGAAGAUGAUAAUGGUCGUUCGGUUAUUGUUUCGUGGAGUGCUUCAUUUGAUAGUCAAACUGAUAUUGUUACUACUUUUUACCGUACUGGUUUAGAUGCCUUAGUUGAGUUACUAUCAUCCCCAUUGAUGUGUUCAUCGUAUACAGGCAAUAAUUUCAAAGAGAAGCUAUUUUCCAGGAAGGAUCAAGCGAAUCCGUCGAUAUACUGGCGACAAGAAUACAAUAUCAAUGCAAGUGAAUUAUGGAAACAUAUUGAUACUCAGAACAGAGUAUUAAAUGAUCAAUUACCAAAAUCUCAUGGGAGUCUAUUAUCUUAUGAUCGAGAUAACUAUGAAUUGACAUACUGUACGUCAACAAGUACUUCACAAUCGUCGUUUGUAACAAAGUAUAUUAGUAUGGAAAAAGUGAUCUCAACCGAUUCGACAUCUUCUGCUUGGAUACGAACAGGAUAUAUUAUUAGUAUGACGAAUGACAGAAGUGUUGAUGAUUUCGCCAAUCAUAUUCUGGAAAAUAUUUUUGUAGCGGAAGGAGAUAAACUACGUCAACAAUUAUCAAAAUUGAACACUUAG
Messenger RNA from Adineta ricciae, 3279 nucleotides. Lineage: Eukaryota; Metazoa; Rotifera; Eurotatoria; Adinetida; Adinetidae. The record is from the annotation of a GenBank genome assembly.